Molecule: messenger RNA, 2451 nt
Organism: Gadus morhua (Atlantic cod)
Lineage: Eukaryota; Metazoa; Chordata; Actinopteri; Gadiformes; Gadidae
Gene: itprip
Product: inositol 1,4,5-trisphosphate receptor interacting protein
Exons: 2
Coding region: 285-1928 (547 amino acids)
Cellular component (GO): membrane
Source: RefSeq, a predicted model, not a curated record
UCCACGUUACCGUUGCCUUUUACAACAGGAAGUGGUGAGUAGGCUGUUCCUUUCGAGGGUGGAGACAGCAAUGCCAGGAAAUGUAAAGUCUAGUUCCCGUUUCUCGUUGAACCGCAUCACUAAAAACAGUCAAAGGUAAGCUACGAUCCCCAGGCAAGAUGUGUGACGGUGUGUUUCAGGACCUGCUGCCAAGGUACAUGGGAAACAUACAAGGGCAAUGCUGUGCUUGGAUGUGACUUGAUUUCUUAAAAGGUCUGAAAUGAAGUGAGACAAGUCUCCUCCAGAUGUCGAGCGCCAUCGCGCGGGUAUGUCUGGUGGUGGCAGCAGCCAUCUUGAACCACCCGCUGUUCUUUUCUCAAGAGAACGCCACCCUGCCAGAGCAGGACGAGGAGCUGCUGACCCGCAUGCGCCUGCACGAGGAACAGAUGCGCACUCAUGAGGAGCGACUGGUUCGGGAACAGUCCAUGCUGGAGGAGGAAGAGCGGUCCAGGCUGGAGUCACAACCACAACAAUCAGAGGAGAGCCCUGACGAAGCGUAUGUCUGGUACUUCUGGAGUGCCGUCUCCCUGGUCGUUUUCCUCGCCGUCGAAGUCAGCCGGGUGGAUCUCGCCAACGUGGAGACGUGGACCAUCGAAGACGAGGAAAUGUAUCCAGGGAAUGGAUCUAUUGGGGCCAGAACGCUCGCAAUCGACAAGGGCCUGUUGAGGCAGUUUUGUGACCGAUGCCUCCACACGUUAUCCCAUGAGAACUGGAGGGUCCAGGAGUUUGUAGAGGGUUUGGCAGACAACCUGCUUGAGUCCAUGAGGAACGUCUGCAACGCGGAGACACGCAUGGAGUUGGGGGACUUCCUGGGAGUCGGCAGCAUGUUCGAGUCCUGGAAGGCGCACAAGCCUCUUACGUGCGACCUUAUCGUGCCAUUCACCCUACCGGCGCCAUACUCCUUCCAGUACCACCUGUGGUGCAGCCCGGCUAGCCGCGUGCCCCCUGACCUGCAGGGCUUUGCCGCCAUCGAGGUCAACAAUAAGAAUCUGGGCGCUGGUUGUGUGUGUGAGUCUGUGGUCGUCGGGGAGGACGUGCUCUGUCUCCUACACAGCAAGACCGCCAGGUUAGAGGAAGCGGAGCGCAGCGAAGAAGACGGCCUGCUGUGCUCCAGGGACACCUCCUCCUUGUCCAAAGACCAGGUCAUGAGGUGGUUCCAGUUCUCCGUGAGUAAAGCGUGGGGACGCAUCGCUCACAAGUAUGACUUUGAGCUGGCCUUCCACCAGCUGGACACCGCUGGCGCCCUGAAGGUCAGAUUCCGCUCGGGGAAGGUCAUCGUGCUGAACCUCAUCCCCGCAGUCCAAUUGGACGACACUGAGGCCUACUUCGUCUCCCACUUCCCGUCCGACACCAGCUCCACGCCUGACACCUACUGGCCCAUGUCGCUGGCCGUCUACGAAAGGAACUUGCUCAAACAUUUCACGAGAACCCUACCGCAAAACCCCUGUCAUUUACACUGCCUGCAGAUUCUCACUUUCCUCCAUAAGAAGCAGACGGGACUGACCGGGGAGAGCGCUCUGACAGACUACCAUCUCAAGACAGUCGUGUUGCACCUCUUGGUACUGAGAAGACAGCCGUCUAGUUGGGGUGGCGGGUUCCUCGACCAGCGGCUCAGGGACGCCCUGGCCUUCCUUCAGAGGAGCCUGACUGAGAAGAGGCUCCACCACGUCCUGAUUGGCAACAGGCAUCUGCCGGGGGAACUCGGAGUGCCAGAGGUGUUCAGAACUGCAGAGCCGGUCAAUCUGUUUCGUGUGUUUGUGCUGCAGAGGGCGCUGUACGUGGACACGGUCAGGCAUUUGGAAGAAAUGCUGCGAAACGCACCGGCGUUGUUACAGGAAUACACCCCGCACUUGUUGAAUGGAGUGGCUCGUUCAAGUUUAGAUAAUUAGUUUCACUGUUCCUGUUUAUAUCAAAGCCACAUUUUUUGGAGUUGUAGUUACAUACCGUGUUAAGCUUAGCUUUGACUUCAUCAACAGUUUAUCUGUAAUUUCAGUAUUUACGUUUUAAAGAAACGUUACAAUGGUCAUUUGUCUUAAAACUAUAUUCUUCUAUCAUACUGAGACAUGGCGGAACUGUGAAAGAGUGCCACCAGAAACUAUUUGUUGGUUUAUUUUUGGUACUGAGAAAAUCCUAUCCUUUUUUACGUUUAAGUAAGCUUAAUUAAUGGAGAACGUCUAUAAACAUUCCUGUUAAUAGACCACACCAUCACUUUUGUCAGUUACACCUAAAAGUGGUACAAAAGGAAAUAAUAAAAAUAACUUUUCAUCUGAACAACAUUACAGUUUCAGAAUUAUCUGAGAAUCGACAGGAAAAAAUCUAAAAGUCCUGUAAGGAGCAAACAACCAUAUUUUUUGGAGAGAAAUCAAUGUUUGUCAAAUAAAGCUGAAAUGCAUUUAUACCGUACCUUCUAAA